Molecule: messenger RNA, 9283 nt
Organism: Corythoichthys intestinalis (scribbled pipefish)
Lineage: Eukaryota; Metazoa; Chordata; Actinopteri; Syngnathiformes; Syngnathidae
Product: matrix-remodeling-associated protein 5
Exons: 18
Coding region: 558-7673 (2371 amino acids)
Molecular function (GO): protein binding
Source: RefSeq, a predicted model, not a curated record
GUGAAGUAAAGGAGCGUAGGUGUAGGAGGGGAUGGAGAAGUUGUGCAGCAUUCCUGUGUGAACACACCAAAAGGGACCAGAAAGGAGGAAAGAAGCUAAUCUGAAAUCCAGAUGCCUUGAGGACCAACAGAGGGUCAAACUAAUCCAAGCACACUCGCAGAGCUCCAUCCCUGCUUGUGUUCUCUGUUGUUUUCCCUCACUUUUACAAGUCAGCAGGCAUCAAGCGGACUGACACACCAAUUGGAUACUUUACGCUUGCUUUGUCUUGUAAAACUUUUAAAGCAGCAGUCAAAGCUCCAGGACUUUGUUCAGUGGUCAUUGUUUUAAUUAGUUCGUAUUAUCUGAUGGAGGAAUUUACAGAGGGACUGGUAAAGCCAUCAGUGAGGAAGACCACGUAGAAAUGUAGCUUUGACCAGGAAGACAAUUCCAGACCACUUGAUAUGGGAGACAAGUUGGAUUUUUAUUGGUCUUUAAAGUCUUGGUACCAGAAGAAGUAGUUCGUAUCCUAGAAAUAUUCGAGAUAUAUUAAUGGCUUGAGUCUCUUCAGUGAUCCAGUCAUGGCAUUGUGGUGGUACACUAAGAUCCUCUGCAGGCCAGCCGCUGUUUGCGUUUCCCUUCUCCUCACAUCACUACUAUGUCUAAUGAGUUUCCCUGUACAAGCUGAGCCUCCCUGUCCACAGAGUUGUAGCUGUCCGAGUGUUAAAGAUGUUCAUUGUACAUUCAGACAUCUGACAGCUGUACCCAAAAACUUUCCUAAGGACACAGAGCGGCUCAACCUGGGAUAUAAUAGUUUGACUGAGCUGGAAGUGUCAGAUUUCAGGUCACUACGGCAACUUGAAAUGCUCUUGAUGCAUGGCAAUGACAUAAACGUAGUCCACCCGCGGACAUUUUACAGCUUGCGGUCACUACAGAUAUUGAAGUUGAGUUAUAACAAGCUACCAAUAGUGAAACCUGGUCUGUUUGAUGGUCUGGUGGGUUUGGUUCGUCUUCACCUGGACCACAACCUCAUCAGCUUCAUUGAGCCAUACUCGUUUUCGGGUUUGACUUCUCUCAAACUACUUCAACUGGAAGGGAACCUUCUUAAAGAGCUCCAUCCUCAUACCUUCAUUACAGUGUCACUACUAGGGAACUUUUGGACCUCUGGACUCAAACAUUUACACCUUUCAGACAAUUUGUUGGAACAUCUCCCUGCCACUGUACUGAGCACAUCUCCAAAACUGGAAAUUCUCACUCUUAAUGGUAACCCUUGGACCUGUGAUUGUCAACUUCACUGGCUGCUGCAGUGGAGCUCUACACAUGAAGGAGUAAUAAAAUGUAAAAAGGAACGUGAGACAAGUACAACAGAAAUUUGUCCUCAGUGUUUCUCUCCUCAACCCCUGAAUGGAACCCACAUUUUUGCAUUAAGUGAAAAUCAGCUAACCUGUGAAAGACCAGUUCUUCGCUCGUCCCUCAAACUCUGGGACAACCCUCUAUGGGCUGAAUCUGACACAGAACCUGACCUCCCAUAUACCCGGGACUUUGAGAAGCCCUUGGGCCACCUAAGCUUUGUCUUCUCAGAUAGCCAUGGAAAUAAUGCUCAUGUCGACUGUGAAAUGCGGCACCCAGGAGACAGUUCAGAUAUAAACUGGACGAUAAAUCCACGGUCGGCUCAAGGGCUGUCUGUCAAUGUAUCAUUGGCAACUAUCCUUGAGUGUGAGAUUGAUAGGGAAAAAUUACAAAAUCUUUGGCAACUGGUCGCAUAUUACUAUGAAAGUCCCGCUAUCUUGGAAAGAGGUCAACAAAGACAUAACACCAGCAGAGCAACUUAUCAAUAUGCCCAAGUUGCAAAUGAAAAUUCACCUUAUUUCACAGACUUAAAGGGUUAUUUGGUGGCAGAACCAGCAUGGUUGCUUCAACACAGAGUCACGUUAAAACUUAAUAGACAACAAACAACAACCAAGAAAUUGGUUAUGGAUUUUACGACCAUAAUCACCAGAAUAAUCAACAGCCACAGACGGCAGCAGGAUGACGAUGACCUUACUUCCUCUUGGGCAAUGAUUGACCGCGGGACUGCAGGGCGGGUUAAGACUGCUCUUGAGGGGUCAAAAGUUCAUUUGCAAUGUAGUGUUGUCACUUCACAGCAGGGGGUGAAAGUGGAGUGGAUGCUUCCAGAUUUGUCAAUCGUGGACAGUUUGACUAAUAAACUCCAAAUUGAUGACACGGGAGAUCUCGUGAUCAUGAAUGCAUCUCAGUCUGACUCUGGCCUAUAUCACUGUAUGAUCAAAACAAAGGCAGGUGUGGAUUUGAUCUCUUUGAGGCUUACUAUUAAAGAACGAUUGCCUAGCCCUUCUGCUUUUAAUGGCCAGAAAAUUAUCGUUGAAAAGGGAGGGUCAAUCUCCCUCCCAUGUGAGGUCAUAUCAGUGCAACCUAGUCAAACAAUAUGGUACAUGCCCACAAAUAAAGUGCUUCUCCCGACACAAAAGACAAGAAAGGCAGCUGUAAUGCAGAAUGGUACUUUGGUGGUGAGGAAAUUGAUGGUAGAAGAUUCAGGGGAGUACAGUUGUUUGGCCUCAAAUCUCUAUGGAGUUGAUAUGCUGUCACACAUGGUGGAGGUAACAGGGGAAGAGCUGCCUUAUAACUCUGAAGAAAAGACAGAAACAAGGCAGAAUAUCUUAAACCCUGAUAUAGAAGAGGGUUCCGCAGGAGAUUACCAAGAAACAAUUCGCUCUUUUGCAACACAGGCUCCAACAUUGGGAAACCAGCAAAGCAAUCCUGAUUCAUUUUCAAACAAAAACUCAAAGAGAGAUUUUAAACGAAAACCCACCAUCAUUGCGAAGACAUUGGAACCAAAUUACUGGGCAGAGGUUUUGGCUAAAGCCAAUUCUAAAUUACCCAUUGCACAAGACCCAGAGUUGCCAUUACUGGAUUCUACCACUGUAAGUGCCCUGGACAGUUUGCCCAACCCUGCAACUCCAAUUUCGUCCUAUAAAAUUGCCAACAAUUUUCCCAUUACAACUACUUCUAACUAUUGGAAAGAAUCAACAACGGAAGAAUCACGACCCAAAACUUCACAGACACAACUGAUCAGAAGUACAGAGUCCUCCCUUCAAAAUAUUAGUGAGAUAACAGAGAAAAACAACAGAGUAACUUUAAUUGUCAGAACCCCAGCUGAAAAAACUGAAACCCUGAAAUUUGGUUCGGGCAACAGGAAAUUUAUCCCUGGUCGCUCAAACCGGAGAAGGCCACCUUUUAGAAGACGAAAACCACCUGCAAGAAAAAUUAUUCCUGACAUCAAAUCAUUUCUGAAUUCCUCAAUAGCGCUCAAAUCUAAUGCUCCUCCACCAAUGUCAACAAUUAUUACUACAACCACCAACACCACUUCUAGUUGGACAACAUCUGAACAAAUCACUGUGACUCCUUACUAUCAGAUAGAACAAGUUGGAGAUAAUGAGAAUAGUGAAAGCAUGGAUGAAAGAAAAGAAUCAAACUCUGAAACUCAUAAUCCAGUUCAAGAUCUUGAAAGUACUCAGAGAGGUUCUCAAUCAGUGAGUGAAAAAGAAAUACAAUUAAAAAAUUCUUCUGAUGUACAAAAGAAUGCAACGCAGAGAAGGUUAAAAACAAUAAUUACAGGAAUCGGAACCCAAACGAUGAACACAGCGCUAGCGAUAGAGACCGAAUCACCUAAAAAUGAGUUAGUUACACAGAGUUAUGAUAUGUCGGAUAACAUACUUUCAAUUUCAACAUCUCAAACACCAAAAUCAAACAUUCUGCCUUCAUUUGAACAAAUAUCACCUACCCAAGCUAAAGUUGCAUCUCACAAAGUAAUCUUCAACGAUUCAGAUCCAAGUAUGGAAAAUUUGAAAAAAGACAACAUUCACAUGGAAAAUAAAGAGGUGAAUAAUGCAAAAGCAAAGUCUGAAAACCCUUAUGUUCCCAGUGUCUCCAUUCACCCCUGGCUACAUCAGUACAGGCAAGUGCCAGAGCAACCAAACUCUGCUCAGAUGCCACACAUACAUAAAGACAGAAAUCUAGAGAAGCUGGGAGAUGUAGAUCUCAGAAGCCCACCACUUCCUCCCCAUAUUGUCCCAACUUCCUACUGGCCUUCAAACCAUCAUCAUUACCCUAUUUAUCCUCAGUGGCCUGGGCAACGGUCAUUUCCUCAUCCCAAGCAUGGUGCUGCACCAUACAUUUUGCCUACACAUGAAACCAGACUUUUUCCUCAUGGACAAGCCCAAAACUUAGUUGCUACCAACAGACCAGAGAUCACAGAUAAAACAUUGAAACCCACAACCAGGACCAUCGAACCAACACUAAUCCAUUCUUCAGAUCAAAAUAAUCCUUUGGAUGUCAGGACUCAAAUCAGAGAUCAACUGUUGCUAUCUAAGUUGAGGAACAGAUAUAGACAGGCAUAUAUCGACCGUCUAUCCCAGCUUGGAAAGAUAGUGACACCCAAACCUCGCAUAAACAACAACAAUCCUCCAAACCAAAUUCAACCCAGUCUCAAACCUCUUGCAAGACCUUCACUCCUCAGACCACCAGUACCGACACACUCCUCUGCCCUGCAACCUACAAACAUCAGUAAACCCACAGCAUCCUCUUUCUCUGAUUAUAAUUUGAUUCCUCACGCUCACCAUGCUACAACCCCAGGAUUACAGCAGGAAGUUCAUUUGCCAGUUAGAGUGAUGCUGUUAGGAGCUGGUGUUGGUAGGACCAAACCUCGCAUCACUACAGUGAACAAAGCCAGUGUGUCAGUCCUGGCAGAGGGUGAUGUUGUUCUACAUUGUGAAGCAACGGGAAUUCCUGAACCAAGCAUCUCAUGGACAAAGGUAUCCACAGGUGCCACCAUUCCAGCCAACAACAAGCAUGGUUCCCGGUUUGAAGUCUUCAAAAAUGGAACUUUUGUAAUCAAAACAGUACAGCUGCAGGAUAGAGGCCAGUAUCUCUGCACUGCCCAGAAUAAAUUUGGAUCAGAUCGCAUGGUUAUUACCUUAGCGGUCCAGACUGAGGCCCCCAAGAUCCAACCUCCCAGAUCCACAGAGAUCGCAAACUAUUUUGGGAAAGGCGUGAGCCUUGACUGUCUUGCUUCCGGAAAACCCCCAGCACACAUUUCUUGGAUUCUACCAGAUGGAACAUUUGUCCGAGAAAUUGGGACCAUUAAUUCUCCCAUCUCUAAAAUGUCACUGCUCGAGAAUGGAACACUGCAAAUGCAGUCAACCAAUUUCUCUAGUAAAGGAGACUAUAAAUGUAUUGCAAGUAAUGCAGCAGGUGCUGAUACAGUCACUUAUCAUCUUCAUGUUGCAGCUUUACCUCCAAGUAUCAGUGAAGCUGCAAGUGACACUUUGAUUAUUCCAACAGGAAGGAACGUAUAUGUCCAUUGCUCCAUGAAGGGUGAACCUUUGCCCACUUUGAAGUGGACACUGCCAUCAGGGAUCCAUGUUAGGCCAUCACAGUUUCUGGGACAUAAACUCUUUGUCUUUCCCAAUGGGACACUGUAUUUCAAAAAUGUCUUACCAGCUGAUGCAGGGAGGUACGAGUGUUCAGCCACAAACACGGUGGGCAUUGCAAAAAGAACCGUGCGUCUUGAAGUGCGGGCAGACUCCUCUUCACAUUUCCGCCAUCCUUCUCUUCCUUUCCCUCCUACUCAUCAUGCAGUGCCAUCGCGCCAGCACUCAGUCUCAGCCAUGUAUGGUUCUGCUGUCUACUUACACUGUCCAGAGUCAAUUGGAUCUCCAAGGGGGACCGUCUGGCAACUGCCAUCUAAAAUCAUCAUGGAGCAUCACUACAGUCCAGAGAGACCAAUUAAAGUUUUCCGGAAUGGGACCCUGAGGAUACUUCAGUUAACAGAGCUGGAUGGAGGAAAUUAUUUGUGUUUUUUUCAGCGACCCAAUGGAGAGGACAUGGAGGUCUUUCGGUUGGAUGUCUUGAUGACCCCGCCUAGAAUCGAACAUGUGAGAACAGUACAACCGAGAGUCAGUUUUGGAGAAAACGUCCAGGUCGACUGUGUUGCAACAGGACUCCCAGAUCCUGAAGUCUCUUGGAGUCUACCAGAUGGAACGCUAGUCAACAAUGCCCUCCAGUCGGAUGACAGUGGCUAUCGCAAUCGUCGCUAUGUUAUUUUUGGCAAUGGUACAUUACUUCUCCAGCAGAUGGACAAAAAAGACGAGGGUGACUACACUUGUUAUGCCAAGAAUAAACUUGGUAAAGAUGAGAGGAAAGUUAGUGUCAAGGUUGGCCCGAACGCCCCAAGGAUUACUUUCAAAUUUCCAUCCCAGGUUACGGUAAAAUAUGGAGAAAUUGCUCAACUGAGCUGUCAGGCUACUGGUGAACCCACACCCCAAGUCUUCUGGAUCUCACCACGAAAUGAAGUCAUUCCCACGUUCUCGGAUAAAUUUGAGAUAGUGGGAAAUGGCAUGUUGGUGGUGAAAAAAGUAACACUUACUGAUGAAGGGAAAUAUGCCUGUGUGGCACGAAACUCUGCUGGCGAUGACAUUAAAAACAUUAUUCUUGAGGUUGAAUCCAAGCAACCAGUUAUCAACGGUAACAACGGGAAGAGUGUCAAAAAGGUUACAGGCAUUUCUUAUCAAACUGUACUCUUAGAUUGCAAGGUCGAAGGGAAACCUGAGCCAAAGGUUUGGUGGGUUACCCCUUACGGCCAAUCACUCCAACUCUCCUACCUAAGUGGUCGCUUCCAAGUACAUCAAAAUGGGAGUUUGGAAGUGAGAGGAGUGAGAAAAACAGAUGAAGGGAGGUACAUGUGCCUGGCAAAAAACCAACUCGGAGAAGCAUCCCUUUUAGUUGAAUUAGAUGUAGCUCCCAUAGCAGAAAAGCCAAGUUUUGCUGUUCCUAACAUAGAACUCUUAUCGAUAAAAGAUAAUAGUGGGGAAUUGUAUCUGCACUGCCUUGCCCGUGGAAAACCAAAUCCAGAGUAUGUAUGGAUACUACCCAAUGGGACAGCAUUGAUGCCUGGUGUUAAACUACAACGCUUCACCCACCAUCAGGGAAAUGGAACUCUGUGGAUCCAUCAGCUUUCUGCAAAUGAUAAGGGAGUCUACAGGUGUCUAGCAAAGAAUGUGGCUGGGCAAGCAGAGAAGCGUUAUGCACUGGAAGCAGGACGGAAGCCAGUGAUCAGAGGACCGACUGGUGGAAUAAAGAUCACAUAUGGCCAAACUCUCAACUUACAUUGUAUCACGGAUGGCUGGCCGCAGGCAUCGAUCGCAUGGACCCUACCCAAUGGCUUUACAUUGGAUAAACCUCAGUCAAUUGGCCGAGUUACUUUUCAUGCCAAUGGGACCCUCCAGAUGAGACAGAUUGCGACUUUUGACAAAGGAACAUACAUCUGCAAAGCAUCUAACUCUUUUGGCACAUCAACAUUGUCGUACCCUAUCACAGUAAUGGUCCAUCCACCACGCAUCACAGGCAUGCUGCCUUCCAUCACCAGAGUGAACCGUGGAUCACCUGUUAAGUUAAAUUGUGUCGCAACAGGUGUACCUAAGCCGGAAAUCUCCUGGACUUUACCUGGCCGUACAACGCUGAUUCCACAUAACCGCUACAUAGUUCAAGGAGGGAUCCACAUGACAGAGGACGGUAGCCUGGUAAUACAGAAUCCAGUGCUCAUGAACUCUGGUAUUUACAAAUGCAAUGCUAAAAAUGCUCUCGGAACAGAUUUUAAAUCUACAUACAUACAAGUGAUCUAAGGGGAAUGUUGACACACCUUCUAUGAGGGAACAGUGAGGUAAAGACACACUCAGAAAUAAAAUAAAAACUGGAUAAGGAUAUGUUCAUAAAGAUGUAAAUAACAAGAGACUCAACCACAAUACGUUUGCCCAGCGACAAGCCACUGUAACUGGUGGAAGCUUUUUACUUUGCAUUUUUUCUCAAGUCAUUUAGUAUUUUUAAACCUAAAAAUGCACUUCUUUGUCACUUAAGCAAUAUCUUAAUUCUGACUUGGAAUUGCUUCAGUUUUCUUUUCAAUAAAAUAACUUAUAAAUGAGGACUGCAUUGUAACAAUGGACAAGUCUUGUAAUUACAGGAACCCAUUCUAGGUAACAGAUUUAGGGAAAAUAAAAAAGGGGUAGAAUCACAGAAUAUAAAAAAAAAGGAUGACUGUCACACAAAGAACCCUUAAAAACAUGAAUGUUCUAUUAAGAAACUGUAAUAACUUCACAGCAACACAGUUACAAUGCGGGUACAGUAUAUGUGAGUGCUAUUAAAUAUCCAAUCUUACAGUACAUAACUGUAAAUAAAACAACAACAAAAAAUGGUGUAUCGUCCUAUUUGUUUGUUUAUCCAUCUAUUCAUCACUGAGUAAGCUAGGUGCCUCUUGGUUUAUGGUGGACAGCAGAUGUACUGUGCUAUUAUGCUUCUGGAUCAUCAGCCAUUCAUUCCCUAAUCCUGAUUGAAAGGUAAAGAUAAAUUCUACAUUAUUCCUGUACUGUGUUCAUCCAUGUUUUAUUCUCAAAGCAAAACGAAAAAGAAAUAUGUUUCCUCUGUAUCUUACGUUUUACUUUUUUAAUAUGAAAAAAGUGCUGUUGUUGAAAUGGUUAUUAAAACGAACUAACUAGCGGUUGGCCAAGACUUUUGCACAGGAAUUGAUAUCCUCAAAUGUAUUACUGAGUGUGAACUAUGUGUAUACUGUUUUUCAUGUGUAUGAUUUUGGGGACCAGAUUCUUAUUCAGAUCUAGGGAACAUUGAAGGUUUUAAGAGUGUUCAAUGUUAAUUUGAUUAAGACUAUUUUUAAUGUACAUGUUCUCUUUUUUUAAUUUGGUUUAAUUGGUAUGAUGGUUUAGACUGCAAUAUCCCUCAAAUUCUAUAGAAUGCCUUAAUUGGAUAAAAAGUGGAGAAAGCCUCCUCGUGUGGGCAAUUCUUUAUUUAUUAUGCAGAAUUCUUGAAUCAAUCAAGUUCAAUAAAGCCAUGCCUUCAGUGAAUAGUUUAUUAAACUCUUUUGCCAUUAUGUAUUUGCUAUUGGCUUACAAAUGCAGAUAUCUGCCGAUGUUCCAAACAGUAGAUUCUUAAGGACACCUGUAAUAGUCUGUCUUAACCCAUCCUUUAGCACCACUUAGAGGUUAAUGGUUGUGUUUCAACACAAAUAUCUUUUACUGAAUUAGGCCCACAAAUUUGAUUGUUAGAUAUCUUGACUAACACUGACUUUCUGUUUAUCAGUAUGCUGUAACACUAACAACUACCUUCAUAUAUAAGAGCUGUGUCAUUGAUGUCAUGCAAUGUUAAAAUAUCCACAAGUCAUAUCAUAUAAAUAAUAUGUGGAUUCACAUGCAGGCAUGAAAGCUCUUUCAACAUGAUCAUACAC